Messenger RNA from Tetrahymena thermophila SB210, 1497 nucleotides. Its product is annotated as transmembrane protein, putative. Lineage: Eukaryota; Ciliophora; Oligohymenophorea; Hymenostomatida; Tetrahymenidae. The record is from RefSeq and is a predicted model, not a curated record. The transcript has a single exon.
AUGGAAGAUGAAAUUUUUUUGAUGUAAGGCUUUUGUCUUGUAUACAUGGCACUUAUUUUUAUAACAGGAAUACUACCAUCAUUCCAUUUCACUGAGUAGGAUGAUUUUUAUGUAGAAGCUUUAAAUUGGUCAUAAGGAUUAAUAAAUGACUUACAAAUUGUUAAUUAACUUAAUGAUUGUCCUUAAUAAUUUGAGUCUUUAAUAAAUUAUAGCUGGCCUGGAUUAAAGGGAGGAUGUUUUUGUGCUGAUAGUAGGUACUAUGAAAUGUCUUAAUGCAAAACCUAAAUGAAAAAAUAAAUUUGUUAAGAUUUGCCUUCUAUUAACUCAAAGACACUCAACAGCUACUUAUUUACAUAGGUUGAUAGCAAUAGCAUAUAGAAAGAAAUACCUUUCAAAAUUUGUGGCAAAAAAAUAUCUUCUUAAGCAUAAAAGACUAAAAUGAGGAUAAAAGAUAUUUGUAAGUAGGGCGCAGGAGAGAGAUGUGUCAUAGAAAACUUAGCAUUUUGUAUGCCAGAUAAUACGUAAUGUCCUUAACUCAAAUAAACUUGCUUAAAAACAGAAAAAAAGUGUCAAAUAAACAAUAAUUUGAGUUUUUGUGUUUAAAAGAAUUAAUAUUGUCCAUAAACUUAUGAGUGCGAAUCUUCAAGUAACAGACCCUGUUUUUCUAAAGACAGAAUAAUAUGCAUUGAUAAAAAUGAAAAAUGCCCAAUAACUAACAUCAGAUUUGUUGAUAAUAAGACAUAAAUAAAUUUAAAUCUUUCUUAAGAUUAUGAAGAAAAAAGCAUGUAAGUUAGCUCUAAUUACAGAUUGUUUAUUGAUAGAAGUAAAAAAGGAAUACCUAUAGUAGACUUUACAAUAUCCUCAAUUGAUGGAGUUUGUUUGGGUGACAAAAACUAAAUAUUAGUAAAGUACUAUCCAAUGGAUAUAAGAAAUGUAUGCCAAGAAUAGGAUUUUCGUUACAAUUCUGUUUUUGAAUAGCCUAUUCUUUCUACUGACCUCUAUAAAUCAAAUGGAAUAGAAUUAGGAAAUCAUGAAAGUUUAAUUCCAGAAAGUGAUUAAUAUGAUAUGUACUUUAGACGAUUUUAUGAUAGUUCAUAUGAAUGCUAGUAUUAAGUUGAUAUAGACAGUUGGAGAGAUCUAUUUAGAAGCAUAAUAAAUCUAUCAAACGCUAUGUUUUACUUGUCUAUUAUAGCUAUGAUUUUUUUGAUAUUGUCAAUAUACUUUUACUUACAACCACAUUAAGAUCCAAAAUAAAUGAUGGUUUUUAUUCCAUUCAUAAUUGUUUUCAUAAAUUCAAUUAUUGUAUUAUUAAUUGAAAGCGAUAUUGAAGAAAUCGAUUAAGGUCUAAAACUAUUUUCAGAUGAAAAGUGCUACGAUUAAGUUUUAAUUAGUGAAAUAGAUAAUCUAAGAUAUUAUUUAGGAAGUGGACCAUUAAUUUUUGUUAAAAUAGUAUAUUUUCCUAUUAUACUAUAUUUAAAAAUAGCAUCUAAUUUUUGA